AGAAGCUUGGGUGUUGGUGAGACAUUGAGACUUGAGAGAGACCUCUAUAUUGAAAGUAGGAACUAAAGAUAACAAUCUUUGUUUUUCUCUUUUAUUUAAUCUCUGCCGCUGCGGCUCAAGAAUGGCGACUUUGCAGCUUUGGGAGACUUUGAAAACAGCUAUUACUGCAUAUACAGGACUCUCUCCUGCAACCUUCUUCACGGUAUUGGCUCUGGCUUUCGCGUUCUACUAUGUUAUAUCUGGGUUCUUCUCGUCGUCCCAUGAGUCUGGGAGGACGAGAGAAGCCCCAGAAGUAGUGGAACCCCUUCCUCCUCCGGUUCAUCUUGGUGAGAUCAGUGAGGAGGAGUUGAAGGCUUAUGAUGGAUCAGACCCAAAGAAGCCUUUGCUGAUGGCAAUCAAGGGACAGAUCUAUGAUGUAUCGCAAAGCAGGAUGUUCUAUGGUCCUGGAGGGCCCUAUGCGUUGUUUGCCGGGAAGGAUGCUAGUAGAGCUCUUGCAAAAAUGUCUUUUGAGGAUAAGGAUUUAACAGGUGACAUCUCAGGUCUUGGUCCUUUUGAACUUGAUGCCUUGCAGGACUGGGAGUACAAGUUUAUGAGCAAGUAUGUUAAGGUUGGAACAAUUAAGAAAACUGUUCCCGUAGCCGAUGAACCCCCUGCCCCCACUGGUGAUUCCGCGGAAGCUGACAGUCCUGCAGAAAAUGGGCAAUCAGAGCAUGCGGAAGCUGACAGUCCUGCAGAAAAUGGGCAAUCAGAGCAUGCUAAAGUUGAGCAAGAGGUGGAGGAGCCGGCAAAGGAGGCCGCAGUUGAUGGCAAUGCUGAGAGAGAGUAGUUCCCAACUUCCUAGUUAUCUCACUGCGAGCUAUACUGCUUGUGAAGCUUUAGAGAACUUGUAUUUCAUGAAUCCUGUUACCUUUUGCUUUCUUGUUAGUCCAGUUAAAUACCUUUGUUAUAUAGGCAGACUUUGUGAAAUGUGAGUUAAAUCUCUUGGUAGUCCAGAUGAAUACUCCUCUAAUAGGAAAAACUAGGUGGAGCCUCUUUGCUGAAUAAGGCCUAUAUAGAGCAUUGUAGUAUAGCUGGAGCCUCAAGGAGUCUAAGUUGGUACUUAGUUAUACAAUUAUCUGCCAAAGUGUUGUAUUCUGAAACUAGAGUUGAGAUUCAAAUACAAUGAUAAAAUUUGCUGUCAA
Messenger RNA from Macadamia integrifolia, 1181 nucleotides. RefSeq names its product membrane steroid-binding protein 1-like. The record is from RefSeq and is a predicted model, not a curated record. Gene Ontology annotation, cellular component: membrane; endomembrane system. The coding region runs from base 122 to 826 and encodes 234 amino acids. Lineage: Eukaryota; Viridiplantae; Streptophyta; Magnoliopsida; Proteales; Proteaceae. The transcript has 2 exons.